This is a messenger RNA of Mollisia scopiformis, 653 nucleotides long. RefSeq lists its product as uncharacterized. The record is from RefSeq and is a predicted model, not a curated record. The coding region runs from base 184 to 510 and encodes 108 amino acids. Gene Ontology annotation, cellular component: endoplasmic reticulum. The transcript has a single exon. Lineage: Eukaryota; Fungi; Ascomycota; Leotiomycetes; Helotiales; Mollisiaceae.
CCGGCUCCAAGCCCCACAACUGCACUCUGGCCGAUACUUGGGAACAGAUCACAUUGUUCGGAAUUUCCAUUUCACUUCUAACUGUCCUUUCCAGUCCGCCAGAUACUUAAGGAUCACUAUUUGACCUCGCCAAUACACGAUCCAUAUCUCCUACUACCCUCUUAAUAUCUGCAAGCAAAUACAAUGGUAAUUCUUCCCAGCUUCCCAACCCCCAUUACACGAGCUGACCAUCUUCCCCAGGCGCAAACCCCAGAACAACGAAAGCGCAAUGCCAAAUUCGCAAAGGAGCAGUCUCUCAAACGCGGAAAGCCAGCCAGCGAGAUUAAGAAGAAGCAAGAUUUCAAGAGCCCAAUCAGUCUUGGAUGGUUGAGUACGUACAUCUUUCGGACUUCGAUCUGCAGACUACUGCUGACGACGAAUUGCAGUCCUAUUAGGCUUUGUGGUGUUUGGCGGUUUGAUCUUCGAGUUGCUGAGUCGAUUCUUCUUCCGGUGAUUUGGACAACACGAUAGAGGAGGGCAAAUGGACAAUGUAAUGUGAAUGCUGGGGAGCUGGGUCGAGAAGGAGCCCGGGGAAAUGUACUCAAAAAGACAGAUGUACAUUACAAAAGUCACUUCAUAGGGGGUCAUCUCAUAGGGAGCAAUUGCAAUGGGCG